UGUGUGACUGACUUCCAAAAAUAUUGUAUAUAUACACAGAUAGAAGCCGAUUUCGUGAGUACCUCUUCAACCAUCUGUAUUUCAGGAGUUAUAAACCAAAAUAUACCGACAAUUUUCGAGUUUUCAACUGGAGUGUUUACAUCGACGGCAUCGACAUCUCAAUAAAUUUUGGGCGGGUGAGAGAUGGCCGAUGCUUAUAAUGAAUUGUCGGAGCGAGUGUGUGAAGUGUUAGACCAUCUCGGUUACAGCGAGUCCAUUGUUAUGUUCCGAAGGGAGAUAUGGAGACAGAGGGACUUGCAACGGAACAGCCAGGAAAAACACCGCACCAGAAUCACUGCCGGUAGUAAGAUGGAAGGUUUCUCUGCGCCGUGUGAGAGCGACACGGAUUACGUGUUUCUCGACAACUACACCGUGUGCGCUCUUGUCGGUGACACGUCUCAUACACCGCCUGAAAGCCUCACCGCUCUAUCCCUGCACGCCGAGCAAUGCAGUCCGGGGCACUUUUGGUUAGAAUUGAAGCAUACUGGAUCUGUUGAAAAUAUGAAUAUACAAAAAGCCUUGUUCAUCCAUGAAGAUGGACGAAAGUUUCUGUCUAGCUAUGAAUUCAGGAAAUCGUUCAUCCUUAAUGACAAAAUAGAAUCAAUAUCCGGGCCAGCUUUGACGAAGAGUAACGAAUACCACAGCUGGGACCAUGUGUUCGCAUUUCGCUGUACCAGUCAGCAACAGCUAUUAAUGGAGUGGGCAAGUAGACCAAGGCCCCAUGGCUGGCCGUCACCGGGGCUGGUGCGGGAAGUUCUACAACAAGACGCACAAAUAGUGCCUGUUGGAUGCAAAAGCAGUGGAAAUAAAGACGUACAGUGGAGGGCUUGCUUCAUUCCUAGUGAGAAAAAAUUAUCGGAUUCAUGGAAUGAAUUUCAAUAUAAAAUGUACAUACUUCUGAAGUUUUUGAAGAAAACAGAGUUGAAACCAAUUUCAGAUGAAAUGUCGUCAUAUUUAAUGAAGAAUGUCAUGUUUUGGUUCGUAGAGGGAAAGCCAUUGGAUGUAUUCACAAAGUCAACAUUACUUGUUAAUGUCCAGUCUUGUCUAAAAAUGUUCCUGAAAGCCCUUAAAGACAAUCAUCUAUCAUAUUACAUGAUUCCAGGCCGAAAUCUCCUAACAGGUAGAAUCAGCCCACAACAACGACAUAAACUCAUUGUGAAACUUGACGAGCUCAUACAAGAAGGGCCCCGCAUCGUGUUCCGAUGUCCAAGAGUUGUAGAGGUCUUGCAGCUGCCACCAUCCGAGCUCGAGGGGAAGGGUUGCUGGAGGGACAAGCUGGAGAGGCUGUUCCGGGCGAGUGAGAACAUCGGCUGGUCACACUGGCGGCCCGGCAUGACGCGCGAGGAGGUGGACCGCUGCACGUGGGCCGACCCGGACUUUACCGCAAUCAAAGACCUGAUGGCUGACAUGGUCUGGCCGCAGUGGAGGCAGCAUCAGGAACAGGAUAUGAAUGAGGUGCUGUACAGAAAAGUAGCUGAUGCUUUGUCAUAACUUGACAACGAUAUAUACAAAACAAAACGAUUUUUAAGACAAUAGGAUUCCACUACUCUUUAGUUCAUAACUUUAAUUUGGUUCUGAAUUAGAAUUAAUGGUUUGUUAUAAUAUAUAUCGCUUUAUAUACACAUUUG
Mya arenaria is the source of this 1667-nucleotide messenger RNA. RefSeq lists its product as uncharacterized. The transcript is spliced from 2 exons. The record is from RefSeq and is a predicted model, not a curated record. NCBI's taxonomy places the organism in Eukaryota, Metazoa, Mollusca, Bivalvia, Myida, Myidae. The coding region runs from base 184 to 1530 and encodes 448 amino acids.